Molecule: messenger RNA, 4797 nt
Organism: Anguilla anguilla (European eel)
Lineage: Eukaryota; Metazoa; Chordata; Actinopteri; Anguilliformes; Anguillidae
Gene: clmn
Product: calmin
Exons: 13
Coding region: 312-3455 (1047 amino acids)
Biological process (GO): nuclear migration
Cellular component (GO): nuclear outer membrane; cytoplasm; meiotic nuclear membrane microtubule tethering complex
Molecular function (GO): actin filament binding
Source: RefSeq, a predicted model, not a curated record
AUAUUAACCAGGUGCUUGUGUACGUGUCCCUCCCUCCUCCUCUCCCUCUGUGUUAUUCUCUCUUUUUUUCCUCCAACGUUGUAGUUGCUUUCUACGUCACGGGGAAAACUUCACGAUUACAAUGCACAGCUAGAAACCAGAAACCAUCCUCUCUGGGAAGCACUCGUUCAGAUUAAGGUCUAGCCUGUCUGUAGCUCAUGGCUACCGUUGUAGGCUUCCUGUUAUAGGACACCGCUAGGUAGCCUCAAAACUCAAAACGCUUGCAGACAGAAGAUUUUUCGUCAUAAGGUCCAGACUGCAACUUUCCGAAGAUGGCAGGACACGAGUGGGAUGACUGGUUUGAACGUGAGGAAUUUAUCGGGCAGAUCAGCGACAUUCGAGUGCAGAAUCUUCAAGUCGAGAGGGAAGUAGUUCAGAAGAGGACUUUCACAAGAUGGAUGAAUUUGCAUUUGGAGAAGUGCAAUCCUCCAUUGGAAGUUCAUGACCUCUUCAGAGACAUUCAGGAUGGUAGGAUAUUGAUGGCUCUGCUAGAAGAACUCUCUGGGUCUAAAUUGCUUCAUGGAUUCAAGCCAUCAUCGCAUCGCAUUUUCAGGUUGAACAACAUAGCCAAAGUCCUGGCCUUCCUGGAGGAGAGGAAUGUGAAACUGGUGAGCAUUGAUGCUGCUGAUGUCGCUGAUGGCAACUCCUCCAUCGUUCUCGGCCUGAUCUGGAACAUCAUACUAUUUUUCCAGAUAAAAGAGCUGACAGGGAACAUCAGGAGCCAGUUUCCGUCUACCUCCAGCCUCUCGUCCCUUCCCAACAGCAGCGACUCUGACACGUCCCACUCCAGCACACCCUCAGUUGAGAGACACCCCUCUAUCGCCAUGAGGGAUCAUGGGAGGCCCAUCAAAACGCUCCUGCAGUGGGUGCAGAGACGCACAAGAAAAUAUGGUGUGGCCGUCCAGGACUUUGGGAAGAGCUGGACGAGUGGUCUGGCAUUCCUAGCGGUCAUAAAAUCAAUCGACUCCAGCCUAGUGGACAUGCGGAGAGCGCUACUGAGGUCCUCCAGGGAGAACCUGGAAGAUGCCUUCAGAACGGCACAUUACAGCCUUGGUAUACCUCGACUCCUGGAACCUGAGGAUGUCACAAUUAAUGCUCCAGAUGAACAGUCCAUUAUGACGUAUGUGUCCCAGUUCCUUGAGCACUUCCCAGGAUUUGAUGAGGAAGAGAUGUAUAUUGAAGCUCAGAAAAGCAAGUUAACGAGACAGUUCAGUGCCCCGGUGAAUGACUCACCGGUCAAUGGGGUUCAAAGGAAGCCUUAUGUGGUCAGAAAGGACUGGGUCCAGCCCCCGCCGAAGAUCUUCAUCUCCUCUGUGUCCGAGGACAAAGAGCAGCCGUCCUCCCCCUUGCUAGCUCCUGGACUGGAGGACUCAUCUGACUCUGUCUUCACCUCAGAAGGCGAGCCCCAGAAGCGACCCCAGGACCUGGGGAAGGAGGUGUCCUUCACUGUGUCCAGCUCCAGUUCCCCGCAGCUGUCCUUUGUGGACUCAAUCAACUCGCCAGAUUCGUUGCUGGUGGAGAGCCAGAGUGAUGGUUCGCUGAAUGAGAAUGAGCUUCCAUAUGAUCAGAAGGACUGGUCACCAGAGAAGCCUUCUGAUGGUGAACAAGAGUCACAGGCAGAAAAUGGAAACCCCACAGAGGAUCAGGUCUUUACUGAUCUGUUCAUUGAUGAGGGAAACUUCUCUGAAAGCUCAGAGGAGAACUUCCAGACAAAGUCCAAGAUUCCCUCAGAGGAGGAGGAUGCAUAUCAAUACAUCAUGGGUCUGAAUGAUGAAGAAACAGCUGAGCCGUUAUCACCAGGUAAUGGUGACAGCCCAGAACAGACGGCUAAUAGGCUUGGCUCAGUGUCGGAACAAAUGGAAGAAACAUCUGUUGCACAAAACAAAGAGGAUGUUCUACACAAGGUCGACGAGCAUACUACCUUGUCACAGAACAGUAUUAGGGAGCCAUCUCAAGAGCAUUCUGGACCAGAGGCAGAUGACUCUCUUAGCAAGGAUGGCGAUAGGCUUGAAGGUGCACUGGAAUGUGAGGACACACCCACUUCACAGAACCAUGUGGAUGAUAAGAAGUCAUCUCCAGAUUUCUCUCCAGAAAUGAACAAAAUGCUCAGAGAUGCAAUCUGUGAGGAGCAAGAAGACAGUACUGGGCUGAAGACAGAGGACCACUUCAAGCAGACCCCUCCUGAGAUCUGUGUAGAACCACCUGAGUUUGAGGAGCAGGACCACACUGAAAUUCCCUCAAACUCCAUGUACAGCGGUGAUGCAGAGUUAACUGAUACGACAAACCAGAACCCAAUAGAAGACAAGGAUCCAUCCGGACUGGAAAAAACCCAGACUCAAGAGACACCAACACUGGAUAGUGAUCAGCUGUCUGAAAUGAUUGUCAGCUCUCCUGACAUCAGCCCAAUUGUGGAAGCCGAUGUAAGCAUUUUGGAGUCAAAUGAACUCUGUGGAAUGACUAGUGGUGCCCCUUGUGAGGGAAGUCCCACAGAAGAGAACAGUGGUGCUACAGACAAGCUCGAUGAAACAAAUGAUGACAGGAAGAAUGAUAACACUUCCUGUGCACCGGGUGACAACGAGCGUAGUGACAGAGGCGGCAGGGAACCCGAUGUCAGACACGAGACUGAGGGUGUGGAACAUGACAUCAUCGCACCUGAAGUAAUUGAAACACUGGCAGUCCCCCCUCUCGAAACACCAGCUGAGGAAUUCUCUUCUCAUUCAACCACAGACCCCCAGCACAGUCCCAUAGAGUCGGAGGGGCCCACGGAGGAGUGCACUGAGGAUCAUGCAUACUUGUCAUGGAUGGCGGGGCCUGACAGUGGAGAUGACCUUAAUGAUGCUGCUGAAGACGCUGAUGAAAAGAGCAGUUACACAGGGCCCGAGAGCGAGCCAGUGGGUCUGCAUGGCACUGACAGUGUGCUAGAGCUCGAGGACAGCCUGGCAGAAAACACUGAAGACUCCAAUCAGGAAGAGGAGCAGGGCAAGCAGGAGGGGCCAGAUGCUAGUUCCCAGAUGCUUUGCUCGAAUGAGCGUCAGGGGAACAACGUCGGGGACUCUGGUGGCACAGAACUGGACAUGGCAAGCGAACUCUGUGAGCUCAUUAAGACUGAUGAGGACCCUGUUGUUGCCAGUAACAACACAGAGACACUGAGAGGGAAGGUAGAAAAUGAAGUCUCAACAAGUGAAAGUCAAUCAGAUGGAUUAAAGGUCAAAGGCAAGGAGAUCAAUGAAAGUGGGCGGAGUCACAAAAUCAACUCUGAUUUACGGAGAGAGUGGAAGUCCCCUGUGGCAUGUGGUGUGACGGCAGCUGAGUUGUAUUGGCUUCUCUUCCUAUGGAUUGCCCUCUACUGCUUUUUUGUCCUGCCACAGAUGGAUAUGAAGACACUGCCACACCUUCUCCUUAAUCUUGAUGAGUGAUCACCCUCUGACACCCAGCUGGCUAACUUUGUGCUAGCUUACCCCAGCCUAACAAAGGCAAGGACUGUCUUGGUGAGCAUUGCUCAUGUUGUCAGUACAGUGCAUUGGGCGUCAGCAGCAAAUGAAGGCUUGUUUAAUUCCUACAUAAUUUAUAAUGCUUUUAUAGUUCUUUAUGUCGGCUUCCUAUGUGGCUUGAAUUAUAAUGGUACAAAUGUAAAAAUACAAUGUAACUUAUGUGAUUCUGAUGGUAAUAUCCCACUGAUGUAUAGAAGAUAAACACAGGGCUCAAUACAAGUGGAUUGUACAGUGCACAACCAGGAUUUUUAUAUAUUUAGGUUGACGUUGAAGGUUAAAAGUACAUAUACAUAAUUUUUAUUGCUCACCAAAAAUAUGUAUAAUUUAAUGAGAAUAACGCAGAUUUGUCCCAUUUCUUGCCUUUCUUGCAACAUACUUUCCUGCCAUUAUUAUAAACAAGUAGGUUUGAUUUUUGUGAAAACCUUUUUAAAAUAAAUUUUUGCCAGAGGCACAGUAGGCAGAGUAGUGCCCUUUAUACCACAAAGUAAAGUCCUUUAUCACACAAUGAAGUGCUCUCAUCUGAAAUUAUUGUUAUUGUAGAUGGGAUUCUCAGAGGCUUUCAGCGUGUCAAUUGCACUUUUAAAAUACAGUACAUGAACUGCCAAAGAUACAGUAUUCAGGUAGCUGAUAGGCUGGACCUUCUUUGCUGAAAAUUGAAAAUUGACUUGGUCCAUAAAUUCUCACAUAUACUUUAAUAUUGGAUAAAGUGGGUCAGGGGUGACUAAGUUUGUGUACUAAUAUUUUGUUGUACAUUUUACAGAGAACUAAAACAGAAUUUUUAACCUUGAUGGAACAUAUGUAAAGCUGACAGUGUGUGGUAUGGAUGUUUGGAAUGUUUUAUUAAAUUCAGUAUGAUGUUUCUAUGUCUAUACAAUUUUAUAAAUCCCUCUGUGUGAUUCAGCAGUGCUUUGCAUAUUUAGGAGUAUGAAAUGAAAUGUACACUUAUCAUGAAAAUGAUAUUUUUUGACAUUCCUUUUUGAAAUCUGUCUUCAUUUAAAGGCUUUGUAAAAUAUGAUUUACUUAGGUUUCCAGUUAUCUGAAUGUCAUAGUUUACAGCUUGCAUAAUGUAAAGCUCUUUGGUGAAUAUUUCUACAAGUACAAUAUUCCAGUUCUCUCUGUUUGUGUAUGUGUGUUGCAUACACAUGAUAAUGUGUGUGUGUGUGUGUGUGUGUACAAUGCAGUCUGUAACACAAUUGUUGUUUUGGGUACAUGCACAAACACAUACACACACACAGUGAGUGCCAUAACAUCUGGGACAAAGCCAUUU